Molecule: messenger RNA, 7745 nt
Organism: Prinia subflava (tawny-flanked prinia)
Lineage: Eukaryota; Metazoa; Chordata; Aves; Passeriformes; Cisticolidae
Gene: ZNF319
Product: zinc finger protein 319
Exons: 3
Coding region: 630-2291 (553 amino acids)
Biological process (GO): regulation of transcription by RNA polymerase II
Cellular component (GO): nucleus
Molecular function (GO): RNA polymerase II cis-regulatory region sequence-specific DNA binding; DNA-binding transcription factor activity, RNA polymerase II-specific
Source: RefSeq, a predicted model, not a curated record
GUACCUCUGCGCUCCCGACCGCGCUCCCUAAAUGGUUGUCGCUUCCCACCUCCCACGGAGGGAUGAGUUAGGCUGGAGCUGGCGCCGAUGCGGGUCCCCGCGCAGAGCCCUCGGUAAGCCAAGAGUGAUCCCUGUGGGUUCUGUGUUCUGUCUGAGGAUAGAGUAACACUGAGGGCAAAUCUUCUCCUGAGUUCUCUGGCUCUUCCAGUCUACAAGUGCUGCCCAGAGAGGGGGAAAUGCUUUGCAUACAUCUCUUGGAGGGAGCUGAUACCUGGGUUGCUUCCUGCGCCCUUCCCAAGUGUGAGCACAUCGCAGCCAGCACGGAGAAGGGCCUCCUCUUGUCUUCAAGGCACUUGCCUCUGCCUCCUGUUCUUCUGUCCAAGAGAAGGAAAAGCCAGACUAAAUCAGUCCGUAAAGAACUUGUGCUGGUCUAAGGAGGAGGCUCUGGAGUCUCUUCACCUUUCUUCUUCCCAGGAUCCUGGCUGUGGGCUGGAUUUUCUGGUCUCAGCUUCAGGGGAUCAGUUUGAGGGAAUCAGGAUCUCAGAAUCUUUUGGUUUUGCUUUCACUUGAACCCUUUCAGCCAGGAAGCUGAAGCUAUCACUGCUAAAAUCCCAUUUUUUUUCCCAAGCAUGUCAGAAAGCUGGCAGCAGCAACAGCAGCAACCACAGCAGCCGCCGCCACCGCAGCAGCACCACGCCGGGGCAGCCGCCCUCCCCGAGCACUCCAUCCCUCCCAGCACUGCUGACAACCCCUUGGGCUGUGCCGUGUACGGCAUCCUGCUCCAGCCGGACCCCGGGCUGCAGCACCACCAGCACGCCCCCAUCCAGGCUGGAGAGCCAUCCCACAAAUGCGGUGUGUGCGGCCAUGACCUCGCUCACCUCUCCAACCCCCACGAGCACCAGUGCUUGCCAGGCCAUGACCGCUCUUUCCAGUGUACCCAGUGCCUGAAGAUCUUCCACCAGGCCACCGACCUCCUCGAACACCAGUGUAUCCAGGUGGAGCAGAAGCCCUUUGUGUGUGGGGUUUGCAAGAUGGGCUUCUCCCUCCUGACCUCGCUGGCGCAGCACCACAAUGUCCACAACGGCAACGCUAUGAAGUGCUCUAUCUGUGAGAAGACCUACAAGUCUCCCGAGGUAGAGCAUUCGCAGCCUCUCGACCCCUCGGAGAAGCCCUAUAGCUGCUCCAUCUGUCAGAAAACCUUCAAGCACCUCUCGGAGCUGUCCCGGCAUGAGCGCAUCCACACGGGCGAGAAGCCGUACAAGUGCACGCUGUGCGACAAGAGCUUCAGCCAGUCCUCCCACCUGGUGCACCACAAACGCACGCACAGCUCGGAGCGGCCCUACAAGUGCACGGUGUGCGAGAAGACCUUCAAGCACCGCUCCCACCUGGUGCGCCACAUGUACGCGCACUCGGGGGAGCACCUCUUCAAGUGCAACGUCUGCGAGCUGCACUUCAAGGAGUCCUCGGAGCUGCUGCAGCACCCCUGCACGCCCAGCGGGGAGCGGCCCUUCCGCUGCGGGGAGUGCCAGAAGGCCUUCAAGCGUCCGUCGGACCUGCGGCAGCACGAGCGCACGCACAGCGAGGAGCGCCCCUUCAAGUGUGACCUGUGCCAGAUGAGCUUCAAGCAGCAGUACGCGCUCAUGCGCCACCGCCGCACGCACAAGGCCGAGGAGCGCUUCAAGUGCAACCUGUGCGAGAAGGGCUUCGUGCAGCCCUCGCACCUGGUGUACCACCAGCACGUGCACGGCAUAGAGAACCUCUUCAAGUGCAACGUGUGCCAGAAAGGCUUCAACCAGUCCUCGGAACUGCUGCGGCACAAGUGCGUGCAGAACGCGGAGCGGCCCUUCAAGUGCGCGGUGUGCAACAAGUCCUACAAGCGGGCCUCGGCUCUGCAGAAGCACCAGCUGGCCCACUGCGCCGAGAAGCCGCUCAAGUGCACGCUGUGCGAGAGACGUUUCUUCUCCUCCUCGGAGUUCGUGCAGCACCGCUGCGACCCGGCCCGCGAGAAGCCCCUCAAGUGCCCCGACUGUGAAAAGCGGUUCAAGUACGCCUCGGACCUGCAGCGCCACCGGCGCGUGCACACGGGCGAGAAGCCCUACAAGUGCUCCUCCUGCGAGAAGGCCUUCAAGCAGCGCGAGCACCUCAACAAGCACCACAGCGUGCACGCCCGCGAGCAGCAGUACAAGUGCAUGUGGUGCGGGGAGCGGUUCCUGGACUUGGGGCUGCUGCAGGAGCACAGCGUGCAGCACACGGCCGAGGGUGCCUACCAGGUGGCUGCCUGCUUGCCGUGAGCCUCCUGCCCCGCGGCGCCUGUCAGCUCGCGUGGGAUGCUCCCGAGCCUCAGCCUUCCCUUCCCUCUCGUCAGUCGUUGGCAACCUCCAGGGAGUGUGGGGGAAAGGGGGUACGGUGUGUGGGCAGGUGAACUCUCCUCUGGCCUCGGUGGUUGAUAUGCCACCUGUAUCGAAGUAGCAACAGACGACGUGAACAUCUCAAGGGGUGGAAAGGAAAGGAGGGAGGUGGAGAGAGGAAACUAUGCCUGUAGAUGCCUGGUGUUCCCUGGACUGUAGUUCAUGCUGUACCUGCAGUUCCAGUCCUGGGAGCUCAGCUGUCUGUUGCAGGCACCAGGUCUUUGUGUGCAGCCUUUUUCCCCUGCCCUGCCUGGCAGGGUUGGUGGGGAGGGUUGGGUGACUCUCCUCCUGGAGAGGUUCAGGAGCAAGGCAGAGACAGCCCUCCCUUCUCCCAGGGCGUGCUGCUGCUUGGCACAGAGAUAGCAAGUUUCUGCUGCUGGGGUCUCCCAGCUUGGUCCAGGCUCAGUUGAGGGCACCAUUUCAGAUCAUUAGUGUUGAUUGGGUGCCCCAACCUCCCCUGCUCUCCCUCCUCCUAGAGUGUUGAAAGGGAAAAGCCAUGGGGCUUCACAGCUCCGAAAAGCACUUUGGCAUUGCUGCUUUUGCAGUCGCUGGCUGUCACACUCUGCAAGGGUUCUGAGUGACCCUGCCUGCCCCCAUCCCUGCAGCUGCACAGGGAACUGUAGGAAGCACAGUGCUGCUCCCAGAAAGCAUGGCAGGGAGCACUGGGACAGUCUGCCUGGGAGGAGGUCAUGGAUUCUCCCUCUCUGGAGACAUUCAAAACCCACCUGGACGUAUUUCUGUGUAACCUGCUUUAGGUGACCCUAACCUAGCAGGGGGUUGGACUAGGUGAUCUCCAAAGGUCCCUCCAACCCUAACAGUUCCAUGAUUCUGUUACAGCAUUCAUACCCUGCUCCCGACCAAAAGCCUGGCAUUCAAGAGCUGCUUCCCAAGGGACCCUGCCCUCCUGCCCAGCCUUGCUCCAGCCCCUGAGCACCCCUUGGGCUGAUAGUUGUACCUCCAGCAGGGUCAGGCAAAGGGCUGUCACAGCUCCAACACUAACGGGUGAGAUGAGCACUACAGUAAUUAAAACUGCAGAGGUGUUGCCAUGGCCAGCAGUAACCCAUGGCACGUGCAACAGGCUUGAUGUCUGAUGUGCUGGAGGAACCAGAGAAAGCCAGGAGAAUCCUUUCUGGACUGCAGGCUGGGCUCCAUGGGGAGGGCAAAGUUAGCAGUGGGUAAAGGAGAAGUCUAUUUUUUCCCCUCUUGCAGUAGUCCUGUUUUACCCCUUUGCCCUUUCCUUACCUCGUCUGUAUUUUUCAGGUUUUGCACACUUCUUGUAAACAUCACUUAAAAAUAAAUCUCCCCUAGCAAGGUUGAUGCAGCCUCAGGUGUUUUCCUCUGCAGGAGUUUGCUGGCUUCUCAUGUCCAAGAGAUCCAUUAUAUGUCAGAUAGAUGCCUUGAAGGUUGAAGAUGUGCCUGCUAGAUUGUCCCCCAGCCUUCCCCUCUCCAUCUUUGGAGAUAUUAAGAUGUUAAGUAUCCAUCUAUGGAGAUGGUCAGUCCCUGACUGGAUGUGGUCCUGGACAAUCUGCUGUAGCUGACCCUGUGCAAGCAAGGAGUUGGACCUGAUGGGCUUCAGAGGUCCCUGCCAGCCUUCUGUGGUGUUGGCUGGUGUUCUUGUGAGGUUGUAGUCAACAGCAGCCAGUAAGUUGCCCAUGUGCUGCACAAGUGAUUAGGACAAGGUUAAUAACUGUUGUCCAUGGCAAGUGUAGACACAUUAACCUUGCAGAGGGUUGGACUGGGCCUGCAUCUCUGUUGGGGGACACUUGUCUGAAAGGUGGAGAAAGGCUGUAGUCUUUCAUUUCCAUCAUGGUGAGGGGGAACAGGGUGCAUUGUCAGGGGCUGGGACAGUGCAGUGACAGGGUAGACCCUGGGGCUGAAUCUUCAUGUGUAACUUCAAGGAGAUUAAAACAGACUCUGCUCUCUGCUGCCCAAGAAAGAGGGACCCAUGAUGGUUAUCUUACUUUGUGCUGCCUCAAAGAUGUAGAACUUCCUACCAAGUUUUCCAUCUGUGUUUCUUUUUCCUCUUUUGUUGUUUUACCUUUUUUUUUAAGCAGUUUGUUAAAAUUCAUUAAAAAUACUGUAUAGUUUAACUUGAUGUCAUACUGGAUCUUUAAAAAAAAAAAAGAGAUGUGGUAACUUGGAUUUUUAAAGAGCUUUUUAGUUCUAGGUAGCUGGUUUUUGCUGUUUAAUAUGUAGUAAGUUCAAUGUAUGCUUUACUGUAGGAGUAAAAGAGAGUCCAAACAAAGGAAGGCUAAUCCUGUCUUUACAGAAGGGCUUGGUGGUGAUGGAGGCUGCGAGUGUGGGACCAGAUGAGGACUGUGUCACCCACCUGAACUUGCUCUGUUCCUGCCUUGGGCCAUGGUUCCUCUGCUCUUGCCCAGCACAGCUGCCAGGGGUUCAGUGGGCACCCUGAGCCCUUGGGCACAGCACUGGCAGCCAGGAUCAGUGCCCAGGGCUCAGAGCUUGCAGAGAGGCUCGUCUUCACUGGGAGGAGGGUGUGAGACAGUCAGCUGCAGCCUCCAUGGGCUUUUGUGGCUGUGUUGUUUCUUUCUGGGGCAGCUGCUGGCUAGAGGAGGAUUUGGAGAAAUCAUCAGCAGGCUGUGCCCUGCUCUCUUCCCUCCCAGGAGCCCGGGGGAGCUCCCUGGUCCUUGGAGCAGAGGAGGGUGGUGGUGAGCUCCAGGCACAGCUCCACACUGUGAGGGGCCAUGGAGCUGCCAGGUCCUGUCCCCUUGGUACAGCUGGACAUGGGGACUGUUGGGGGACGUUUCUGUUCUGCUGAGCAGCUGGGAAAGCCCUGGAUGCCCUAGUGAGGAGCUAUGGCUCUGCCUAGGAUGUGACAAUAGCCAAGCAGUGCCCUGGGCAGAGAGACUCAUCAGGGCUGUGUGCAGCCCUGAGAGGGGCUGCAGUGGGGAGCAUGGCAGGGAUGAGCCCAGGUCCAGGUCAUCAGCUGGGGAAUAGGUGCCUCCAGGUUCAAAAAUGUCAUGGUGCAGGAUUAGGAAGGACAUCAUUAUUAGGACUGGCUGUGAGUCCAUGGUGACUCAGUCUCUUGUUUCAUUUGCUGCCCUGCAACAGCCCAAAUCCAGCAGAAGCCUAUGGAGAACAUGCAGCUGGAGCUUGUGGGUAGAGGACCUGUGCAGGACGAGCACUGAGUGGCCACAGAGAGCUUUGGGUAUAUUUUUAUAGGAGCAUUUUCUAGUUGGAAGCAGCAGUGUUGCCUACAGGAGUAGGGGAAGCAGAUCCAUCUUUGUUGCUGUGCCUUUAGGUCGUGUUUUGUCCAGUGAGGUGGGAGGUGGUGGAAGUAGGAGGAGGCACAGGAGUGUCAGGAAUGCUGUGCUGCAUGGGGAGAGGGGCUGGCCUGGGAGCUGGGGCAUCACACUGCAGGGCUCUCUGCUGACUGCUGGUGUUUCCUUUUCAAACCAAAGAGCAGCUGGGGCCAAAGCCCUUUGGGGAGUAAACCAGGUCUCUACUCUGUACCCGUUGCACUUCACUUCUGGUGUUUAUUUCAAGCAACUUUCAGGCUCCUGCCUCUGCUUGGCCUCUUGUAUUUCUCACUGCCCUGCAGCACCUGAAAGAGUUGCUGUGCUGGAGCUGGUGUGCCAUAAGCCCCGUGGCAAGUGCUUGAGCAAGUUCUGGUAGCCAGACCAGCUGAGGAUGCUGUGUGGGGCUGGUAGUGGUCCCUCCCAAAGGUGGUUCUCCUUGGCAGGCAGUCUGAGCAUGAGAUGCUGCUGAGUAGGUGGAGAGGAGGGUUAGGGUGGGCAGAGGUUGUGUGGGUGUUGUCCAGGACAAGUCCUGCUCUCUAGGGCUGCUGUUCCUCUGGCUUCCUGGGCCCAGGUAAAGGUAGUCUGUGACCUGGGCUUUUACUCAUCUUCACUUCUCCUGACCCUACCAACAGGAUGCCUUUAGCUGUCUCAGCCCCUUCCCUUCCACAGCUUAUACUUUUUAAAAAAAGACAUUUUCAGCUUCUUUUCUCUUUGUUCUGUUCUUUAUUUGUAAGCAGUGGUUUGUUUUUUAUUCCUUCUUCCAUAUUGACUGUGAAGUCUCUUCCUUUGUUUCCACCUCCCUCUGCUCCUCCCAGCCCCAAAUUCCUUUCCCAGGGUGAGGCUGGAUCCAGGUGAUACCAAACCACUGAUGCUGAGAUCAGGUGUUUAGGAGCUGAAUCUUGCUGGAAUCCAGUGGGUGCUGCUGCUCCUUCCCCACAGCAGGCCAUCCAUUUUCCUGGGGCCAGAUCCUGCCCAUGUUCAAGUGAAUCCAAGCCAGGACCAAGAGCCAGAACAGAGCUGUAGGAAAUGGGGAGUGGGGUGGGAGCAGCCAUGUCCAUCUCCAAAGCUGGGGAUGAAGUCAGUGAAGGACUGUCAGACGUUCCUGGGGAGAUGUCACGGCACUGGGCUGAGCUCAGACAGCACAGCUGGUUCCCUGGGAGAGCUGUGGAGCAGCUGUGAGCAUCAAGCAGGCUGGGUUAGCUCUGGCACGGACACCCUGGGACCAUGGGGAUGCUCAGGUGGCUGUGCCAGCUCCACGGUGAGCAGAUGCCACCUCUGCAAUCCGGGUGGGAAGAUGUGCUCUGGUCUUGGGGCCCAUGUGCUGGACUGGGGGACAAAGGGGGAAAGCAUCCUCUGGCAGAGUUUUGGGACCAUCUCUGGGCACUCAAGCCUGCCCUUGCAGGAAGAAAAGGAGGGAGGAGAACACUUUUUGCACUUCCUUUGGGUAUUUACCAUCAAGUUCAGGCUGCAGCAGGAGCCUGGCCAUUAAAAAAUAGGCAAAACCCUCUUGUUAUACUUCAGAGUUUGACUCUUUCUCCAUUGGGUGGUGAGUUCACCUGUGGGAACAUUCCUGUGCAUGCAGGUGAAAUGCUGAGAUUCAGUAAGGGCAGGGCAGUGAUGUCUGGGGCUGGCAGCUCCCCCCAGGCCCAGUGAGCACCCAGCUUCUCCCCAGCUGCCCGGCUUCCUCUGCAGCCCCUCCUGCCUCUGACACUUCCUGGAUGUGAAGAUGCUGCUCCCGCAGCGUGUCUGGGAUGCUCAGUGGGGAGAGCAGGACCACAGGCGGGAGCUGGACCGUGGGCUCGUUUCUGAGUGCCUCCAAGCGUGGAUCUUCAUGGGCAGUGAGAUUCUUGGCUGCCUCCCAGCCUGUGGUCAUGACUCCGGUAGAGUUCCCAGGGCUGUCGGAAGUCGCAGCCAGGGUUGCUGAGGUUUGUGUGGCUUGCAGUGCCUUUAACACUGCUCUCCAUGUGUUUCUAUGAUACUCCAUGUAUGUGUGUAUAUAUAUUGUAAUAACACAUCCCGCUCUUCUGUGUGAGUGUCAAAUGGUUUUGCUUUACUAAUAAAUUUAUAGUUAUUUAUA